AGCAUUUGUUGUGUUACUUUGGCGGUGUUGCGUGCAUGCGCUGAAGCACUUCUCAAUGUUCUUGUCUGGCUGCUGUGCUUAGAUUUCGCCGCGAACUACGUCUUCAAGUUGGCACGUGUCACUGAUGGUGCACCCAACUCUUCAACCGUUACCGUGACAACGAAAUGAACCCGCCCUUCACAUCUAGCGGCAAUGAUUUAGACUUUGCAGAGGGCAUCGGGGAAGCGAACAUACGCCCGUGGACCGCCAGUGCGGCGACUGUGGCCGGAACGUUGGCAUGGCAGAUCAGGGAAAGCGCGCGCAAAUGCUCAGGAUCGUAGGCCACGACGUCGUCGGCGUCAAUUGGAGGCCGACGCGGAUCGCCGAGGACGUGCCGCAGUCUUGUAUUUGCGGCCUGUGCGGCGUCCUUCCCAACAGCACGGUCGUGCUUCCCUGUUCGCACUUUCUGUGCGAGCUGUGCAUCAGGGCCAGCGUCCAAGAUGGCGGCCGCGUGUGCCCUCUGGAUCGCGAGCCCUUCGAUGAAGAGGAGUGCGAGACGAUCCGCUUUCCGGCGAGAAAAGCGAACAGCCUGAAGGCCCACUGCUGGAACGAAGCGCAAGGAUGCGAGUUCACGGACACCGUGGAAUCCGUGCUGCGCCACUACGAGGAAGACUGCCUCUUCCACGCGGUGGAAUGUCGCCGCUGCGAAGAACGAGUCCUACAGCGAAACCUGCCGGCCCACUACCUCGGCGGUUGCGCCGUCCCCGCUGGCACGCAACAGCCGACAUCGAACGACGGUCUUUUGACGAUCGACGAGCUGAACGCAGCAUUGGCCGAGUUGAAAGCGCACAUCAGUGACUCGUUGACCGAGCUUCAAAAUCGGAGUCGAGUGAACGAACUGUUCCAACAGUCCAAAAUCCAAGGCCUGCAGUUGCUGCAGAUGACCCGCACGCUGCAAGUCUACGAGCGCGACUUGAGAACUGAGAUGCAGCGAGUGUCGGAGAGCGUGAAUUCGGCGGUCAGCCGAGACCACAACGAGCUGGUGGAACGACUCGACCGCCACACCGAGCAGCUGCUCCGGGCGAUCAGAGACUACGACGACGGCUUGAAACGCGAGAUGGAAACGAUCGCGGGCAGAGUCUCCGAGAAAGUCCACCGAGAGUUCGAAUCCAGGCAGCGGCCGAUAGCUCGUCGUUCGAGGCGAGACUCGGCGCCCGAAGUUCGUCCAGGAGGAGGAGGAGGAGGCGCAGUUCACGAGGAGGUGACCGAUUCGGGAACUUCGUCCCCGUCGAUCAAGGAGCGGGCGAUCAUCCUUCGAAAGCUGGAGGUGUUCGCCAGCGUCUCGCUCACGGCCCUCGAACACCUGCGACAAAGCGCCCCGUCGUACGACCUUCGCCCGGCCGCUUACUGCGAGCGGCUUCCGAACUUCUUGCAAUUGUUCCCGGACGAAACUCUGGCGACGUCGCAGAGAGUAGCGUUCGAAGAGAACAGGCUGGUGACGUAUCGCUUGACCGUCAGGAACGCCGACCGUCUGUUCGCGUGCCCGGACCGGCCGUCUGCUCAAGUGGUGCGCUGGCACCGGACCGACGCCUGCUUGUCGUUCGCGGUCCGAGCGAUGUCCACCUCCGACGCCCUGCUCGUGGCCGUGUCCUGCACCGGCUUUCUGCGCACGUCGCGCCUGCUUUCGCCCGUCACGAGCGUGACUAUGCUGCACGAAGAUCCCGAGAGAAACUGCGCGCUGGAAAAAUACUUCGCCGAACAGAACAGCAAGGCGGAUCGCCUGUUCAAAACUGCAGUCACGCAACACCGGGAGGGUGGCUUCAUUCGCGACGGUGAAAUGAAGUUUGACGUAGUCGUAGUCGACGAAUAGGCUGGGGCGCCUUGCUGAAGCGCUGAGUGUCUUCUGUAUGUAGCCUCGAUCCCCAUGACGCCAGGUACAGUUAACAGCAAAAGAUUGCGGGAUGCGCGAGCGCGUGGCAAAGUGACCCUCCUCCCCUUGUAGUGGUGCACCCCUGGUGUCGAGACCGACGCCUGCACGCAUGCGCGUCCCUCAGAGACUCCAAGCGUGCACGUUUUCCCGCUUCCUCUUCCGCUUCCUCCCGCCGCCACAGCGCAUAUCGCAAGAGGGCUACCUUGCGGCCACAUUCGGAUAUCGCCGGCGCGCAAGGAGGAAGCGUGGAAACAUCCACGCUUGCAGUCUCGGAGGGACGCGCAUGCGUGCAGGCGUCGGUCUCGACACCAGGGGUUCACUGCUAGAUGGGGAGGACGGUCACUUUGCCAGGCGCUAGCGCAUCUCGGAAUAUUUUGCUGUUGACUGUACACCUCGGUUUUUGCUCGCACAAAAAUAUGCACUGUUGUACGCACGCGAUGCCACUGCUCAGCCUCCUUGCUAGACGAGUGCGCCCUGUAACUGAAUUUGCGACAAAGGCUUUCCCAGCCGGGUGCAUAUGUUAUUGCGUGAAAUUUACCAGUGUCUGUAUAAGUUGUCGCCAGACGUGCAAGUGUUGUGUAUAACGCCUUUAAAAAUACAUGUUGGCCGUUCGGUGUCAGUAUGGCCAUCAAAAGUAAAUGGGCAUCUUGUGCUUUUGACAAGGACCUCCAUAAUGGCGCUAUUCCUAUGUUGAAAUUUCUCAUUUUUCAUAUUUACAAGACAAACUGCUUAGCAUGUUUUGAACGCUAAAAUCUACAAUAGGCAGUACGUACAGGCUUGUUUGCAUUGCAUUUUUGUUGACUGACGAGCGGGAAACAAUACUGGCGCUUCUCUGUAAGUAAGAAUCACGUAAUCUCCGACAAGUCUUGGUAUUGUGCUAUUUUUGCCGGAAGCCUUUCUCAUUUCAAUUCCUGUAGUUAAGCAAAUAUUGCCAGAAGGGGGACUAGAGUAUUGCUGUAUUAUUCCCGGAAGGAUUUUAUUAAUGAAGCAAUCGGCACGAACCCAUUUAUACCUUUUGCUUUUAUUGGCCUAAUAUUGAUAGAAAUCUUAUUACCGUUUCCUCAACAUUUUGAACCAUAGUAACGUGCAGUUUUUCACUGUACUGGCUGUAAAACACUGACGACUGCAAUGAUGGCAGUAAAGCAUGAAUUCUUUUUUCUA
Dermacentor andersoni is the source of this 3070-nucleotide messenger RNA. The record is from RefSeq and is a predicted model, not a curated record. Lineage: Eukaryota; Metazoa; Arthropoda; Arachnida; Ixodida; Ixodidae.